Nicrophorus vespilloides is the source of this 1095-nucleotide messenger RNA. RefSeq lists its product as uncharacterized. NCBI's taxonomy places the organism in Eukaryota, Metazoa, Arthropoda, Insecta, Coleoptera, Silphidae. The coding region runs from base 379 to 975 and encodes 198 amino acids. The transcript is spliced from 3 exons. The record is from RefSeq and is a predicted model, not a curated record.
UUUUUUAUCUCGCUCCGAUUAUGUGGACGGUAUUUCGAAAACCAAACACACAACACAUACACGCAAAUACCAUCUUGCAGACUGAAAAAGAAAACCAAUGAAAACAAUUUUUACCACCUAACUCAACAACAACAAGAAAAACGAAAUGAGCGAAUAAAUUCUAAGACCUGGACAGGACAAAGUAUCAUGUAGAUAAAAUAUUAUUUUUCCUCAUCUCUCUAAUAUAUAUAUAUAUGUAUGUUGAUAUCUCCAUAUGUGCAAAUACUCGCACUUAUUUACUGACCGUUUCCUUGGAAUCCUGAAAAUCAGAUUUUAUUUUUGGCGACUGACGGAUAAAAAACUUCAAGAACAGAAGAUAAAUUACGAGUUUUGUUGACUAUGUCCGACAAUUCGGGCAACAACACCUGGGAUGAAUCCUUCGACCAGAGCGUCAUCAACAUCUCCAUCGAUGAAACACCCAAAAAGAAACAUCAUGGUCCGCGCGAGCUUCCUACUCGUCGCAAGAUCGUGUACAGCCCGAAACCGGAGCACAAAAAGAAGCAGGAAUCAAUAAUCGAAUGGUUCGAUCGAUCUGUCGAAGAUGAACUCCACAAGAGGAGGUACGAUUCCUCAGAGCAGCCGGAGUUGCCAGAGCAUUCCGGAGGAAAGCACGCCGUCUUCGUAGAUUCCACCGCAAGCAACGUGGACGUCCAGGCAGGAUUACGCGGUGAAAGAGACACGGAACUGUACGAUGCAGUGGAUAAGUUCGCAAAGGCCGAGGCAAUUGUCGCUUUCGAAGGAGCGGUGAGAGCGGCAGAAACUGCAGCUGCAAACGCUCCUCCGGAGUUGGCCGAAGAGGCUGCAGUCGCCGGAGCUAAAGGUUACCAGGCGGAAUUGACCACCGUCGUCAAGCAGAAAGUUCCAGGAGUCAAACCCAUCGAGGUCAUUGGGUACGUCGGGGUGACUAGGCCAAAAUUUGCAGCGAAAAGAGUUUAACAUUGGUCCUAUCAAACUUAAUUUUUAUCGUGUAUACAAAGUGAUAGCAAAUGUUGAUUAAAUGUACAAGAGUAAUAACAUUUAUAAAUACAAACUGAUUUCUGCACAAUUCGACUUGUU